AUGAAUGAUUUAAUGCAAAUUGUGUAUGAGAGGUUGCGCAUCACAGCGUCUGCUAGCUCAAGAUCUGAAGUGUACUGCCAUUUGGAUCCCGACUAUACACUUCACGGUAUAUACAAGGAACGUUAUACGGACCUUGCCUCACUUGUUCCACCGCCCGCUCUCUAUCGCCAUGCUAUGCUCAAACACACCAGAUCGAGUGAUUCACAUUCUAAUGCGGCCAUUGAUGGUGUGGCGGUCUCUACACACACUGCGGAGCGCCAAGGUGCGGUACACGGCGUAUCGCGACCGAAUAGGAGCAGCGACACACUCAUGCACUCUCAGCAUAAGGGCGGGGCGCAUUCCGACCAGCUGUACGAGGAGCUGCUAUCAACAGUCAGUCGCGGGGAUCACGUGCAGGAGGUGUCCUUCCUCCUGUGUAGGGGCGCUCCCCUUGAGCCCUGGGUUGGUAGCUCUGCCCUCAGACUGGCUGUCACCACCGACCGUUCACGUACCGUCAGCCUGCUGCUGGCGAGCGGUGCCUCACUCUCUGCCAGCCUGCUGCAAGAGGCCUGGCAGAGCCCCAACGUGACCCCGCAGGUGCUGGCCUCCCUCACCACCGUUUACUGUUGCCGGCUACGUGCGGAGCAGCGUCAACUUGCAAAGAUGAGUGAUGUCCUUGUGAAGAAUAUCAGCAAACUGCUGGAAGAAAUCGAGGGUGAUACUCCGUGGCAAGCUGCCUGGCGAGUGGGCGAGGACAUUGAACGAGCAGCUCUCAGCGACCUGCUGGCAAAGGCCGCUGCCGCCAAUUGCCCACUGACUGCAUCAUUCCUACACAGUGCAGGAGCAUGGACUUUUUUUAGCCCAACCCCCGGUCGCAGUGCCCUGCACGCCGCUCUGGAAGCCGGCCACCAGGGCAUGGCCGAACUGCUAGUCAGGGACCUCGGGGCCUGCCCGUACGUGCCGGACUCUGGCGGUCGCCUUCCCCUCCAUAUCAUGACACACGAGGAACGGCGAAAGCAGCUGGAGCAGAGGCUGUUCGAGAAGGAGAGGGAAAAGGUGAAGGAUCUUGAGCUUCGCCAGAAAGCAGAUCGUGAGAAGGCGGCGGCACGGACAGCACUGGAUGUACAGAGGAUUCUUUUUAACCUCCACAAGAAGGGCGAUGGUAAGACUGUUUCUGUAGGUGAUGGCCGCGCCUGUCUGCUGCUGGCUGCACGCAAAGGUCUGCUGCAACUGACGCAUCUGCUGCUGCGGGAGGGUCGUCGCCCAGUGGACGAGGUGCUAGACAAAGCAUGCGGCACCACCGCCCUUCAUGAGGCGGCCUCGCACGGCCAGGAUGGUUGCGUGGCGCUGCUAGUGAGCGCUGGCGCCAACAUUCAACAGUGCGACAACUACGGUCAGACGCCCCGACACCUGGCCGCCAUGUUUGGCCACACAAGCACCGCUGACUUUCUGGCCCGACAAGCUGUGCAGGACCCUCUUUGUCGCGCGAGCACCACCGCCGAGCAAGUGACGAGAGGAUUUAAGGCGUACCUGCACCUUUAUGAAAAGUAUGGCCAUAAGCCUCUAACGCCGUCUGACCGUCACGAUCCCAAAAGCGUCACGAGGAAACUUAUGAAGCAAAUAGAGGUAGGGAAGCUGAAGCAGGAGGCUCAGCGGGUGGCUGUUGACUUGUCACGGGGCGAGGCCCUUCAAAUACAUGAGGUGGUGAUGACAGAAUUAAAAGCCAUCAUGGAUAAGGUGUCAGCCGCGCAUCCCACCUACCGCGGCGACCUGAGGCUGGCGGGCAGCUCUCGGGACGGCUCCAAGUUGUACGCCCCUGACGAGUUUGACGUGAAUAUCGUGAUUCAUGAGGAUGGCACUGACAAUCCACACCUUCAGGGGAACAUUUUCAUGACCAGUCUGUACGAGGAGGUGCACCGCUGCCUCACUGACCAUACCCUGUUGGACAAAAGACUGAGCCUGGUGCCGCCGGGCCUGACCAGCACGCAGGUAGGCGUGGCGCUUGCCCUGGCCUGGCAGGGACAAGAGUACCCUCUGCUGCUGGUCGGCGUGGACUUGGUGCCGGUGCUGGAGGUGCCGUGGCCGGAACAAAUCCCCAGACCCUUCCUCACUCCCGCGGACACCACCACCAUACAGCUCAGUAAUGCCGCGGACGCCACAUGGCGCUGCAGCUUUGCCUUGACAGAGGCAAUGGUGCUGGAGACAUUGAACCCGGCAGAGCGCCAGGCACAGCUGAUGGGAAAGGUGCUCCUGUCCCGCCUCAAGACCGAGCGCUGGAUGCCACGACACAAGAAGAGCUUCUGCACCUGGUUUGACACACGGGAGUAUAACAUCCCCGUGCCGAGUGGGUUCUGCUUGAAGAACGCAUUCUUAUUGUGGCUAGAACAUAGAAGGUGUGAGGAGAGGGACCACGCCAGACACUUGAGGACGAAAGGCAAGGAGGACCUAGUAAGGCAGAGGGGAGCGGGAGGCAAAGAACCCGCCAGGCAGCUUGAGGUGGGGCGGGAGGAGGACCCCACUAGAUGGAUGGUGGAAGUGUUCAGACUGAUGUGUGCAAACCCAGAGGAAUCACCAGAGCACCUGGCAACUCUAAACAGCUCCGCCUACUUUGGAGGGGACUGUGAGGGCCGCAAACCUGGGGACGGCGCGCCCAUCAUAGUGCAGUGUCUAGAGGAGGACUUGGAAAAGUUGUGGUCUGGCUCGGCUGACCAGAGAGACCUGAGCAAAGACACCCAGGAAGCGAUGAGGAACAUAAUGCUGGCGCUGCACCUCUGGAUGCUGAAGAUGCAGCUCUACGGUGACGAUCAGCAGUGAUUCAUACCACCCUCAGUACACCUCUCUUUCACACACACACACACACACACACACACACACACACACACACACACACACACACACACCACUACUUCCCCACCAAGGACAUCACAGUGGACCCAUCUGAU
Molecule: messenger RNA, 2921 nt
Organism: Portunus trituberculatus (swimming crab)
Lineage: Eukaryota; Metazoa; Arthropoda; Malacostraca; Decapoda; Portunidae
Exons: 6
Coding region: 1-2793 (930 amino acids)
Cellular component (GO): cytoplasm; nucleus
Molecular function (GO): protein binding
Source: RefSeq, a predicted model, not a curated record